Chiloscyllium plagiosum (whitespotted bambooshark) is the source of this 2605-nucleotide messenger RNA. Its product is annotated as dihydropteridine reductase-like. The record is from RefSeq and is a predicted model, not a curated record. Gene Ontology annotation, biological process: tetrahydrobiopterin biosynthetic process; L-phenylalanine catabolic process. Gene Ontology annotation, cellular component: cytoplasm. Lineage: Eukaryota; Metazoa; Chordata; Chondrichthyes; Orectolobiformes; Hemiscylliidae. Gene Ontology annotation, molecular function: NADH binding; NADPH binding; 6,7-dihydropteridine reductase activity.
UGCUGACUCUGCUUGGACUGUGCAUUAUAUUGAAGGUCUUGGGCUAACGUUUGGAGGUUUGUGACCAAUCUGGGAGAGUGAGGGAGGUGGCAGUUGAUCUGAUUUCACGCGGAGAAAGACAGCAAUGGCAGCAGCAGCAGCUCAUAGAGUCAUCGUGUAUGGAGGAAAGGGAGCUCUGGGCACUAAGUGUGUUGAGUUUUUUAAGUCCAAGCACUGGUGGGUGGCCUCCAUUGAUCUAACGUCUAACGAAGAAGCGAAUGCAAAUAUCAUCGUGAAGAUGAGCGAGUCGUUCACUGAGCAGGCGGAGCAGGUUACCACAGAGGUUGCCAGUCUUCUUGGGGAACAGAAGGUGGAUGCCAUUAUCUGUGUAGCAGGAGGGUGGGCUGGUGGCAGUGCAAAGGCAAAAUCUCUUUUUAAAAACGCUGACUUGAUGUGGAAACAGAGUGUGUGGACAUCAACAAUCUCCAGUCAUUUAGCUACAAAACAUCUGAAAGACGAUGGCUUGUUGACACUGACAGGGGCAAGUCCUGCUUUGAAGGGUACAGCAGGAAUGGUGGGCUAUGGCAUGGCAAAGGCAGCUGUUCAUCAGCUCUGUCAGAGUCUAGCUGGAGAGAAAAGUGGAAUGCCCCCUGGAUCUUCAGCACUUGCAAUUCUGCCUGUUACCUUGGACACGCCAAUGAAUAGGAAAUCAAUGCCUAAUGCAGAUUUCAGCUCCUGGACACCAUUAGAAUUGGUUGCUGAAACCUUAUUUAAUUGGACCUUCAAAGAAACCAGACCCACUUCAGGAAGUCUUAUUCAGCUUAUUACAACUGAGAGCAAAACUGAACUGAUUCCUGCUCAACUUUAAGGUGGAAUUACUGUUGUAAAAGUAUCAAUUGAGAAAUCAGUUUUUUUUUAAAGAAGUGCCAUUAGCAUGUUUAGAUCAAGUUGAAUGUUAAAUUCCAAUUUGGUGGGUGAUAGAAAAAUCAAAUAUUUGAUUGGAAAGUUACAGUUUACUGGCUCCUGUACAUAGUUGCCAGUUUUUCCUAUUUAAUUAUUUUGGCUUUCCUGCACCUCUUACUUUUCUUGUCUAAUUAAAUGCAAUAACUUACUUUUAUCUCUUUUUAAUGCACGAUGCACCCACAGAGUUAUUUGGAGAAAGAAAGUCAAUUUUCACUGCCCAAAACCUCCUUGUGUCUCAUUUACUUGAGAUAUAUUGCUUAACAAUAUCAUGUGUGCUUCACUGUAAUAAAUCCUAUUUCAUGUCAAAAUGGCCCAUUUAAAUGUACAGAUGGAUUUUAAACUUUUAUGGUCAAGCUCACUCCCAAAAUGUUUAACAUCACAAAAUUCCAAAAGGGUGAACAUCCUGAACAGAAUUCCUACUGGUGGAUGAUUUUGGUUUGAUGCAACAAAUUAUUUUGAGUAAUACAUUCAAUUCAGUGGAAUCCUUUAGAAUUGCAUUGAAAUUUUAUCCUCCCUGUAACUGGGGCAUAAUGGAGGGCAAUACCAAACAUUCAUAUUUUCAAGAUUGCCACAUCACAAGAGGAAUAUAAACAAAUUUAAGAUCCAUGUGAUUUUUAAAAAAGAAGGCAUUACCAGAAACCGUCAAUGGACAGAACAGUCACAGAUACUGACUGUAUUAAUUUAGACCACUACCUCAUUGCUUGCAUCUCGUUAUUUGUUCUUUUCCUUUUCCAGCGAGAUCCUGGAAUCAGCAUUAUAUUUUUCUUAGAUUCAACACUCAAUAUUAAUUCUAAAGUCAAAAGUUACUGGUAUUCACAAACACUGGAAGUGCUAGUUAAUUCCUCCUGUCAUUUAGUUUACAUGUGCUUGUAAAGUUAUCUUCUUUGAUGCAAAUCAAGAUUGUCUGUUCCAUAUGUUUGAGCAAAAUGUGAGAAGUAUUGUUUAUUUAAAGACCAUUUACUUUCCGUAAGUGCUUUGAGGCUUUCAAAAUCAGUUUCCAUAAUUCAUUUUAAUUUAAAAUAUUCUAGGAUGUCAAUAUUGGUGUGUGAAUAUAUUUGUGAAUGACUAGAAUGAAAACGUAGUAGAAAAACAUGUAUUUUAUCUAAUUUUUUUUAACAAGUCCUGUUUUCCAACUGACAGGAAUGUAACUAGUUCCUUAGUACAGUAUUUACUAUUCUCAAACUGGUUACCAGAGUCUUAGGGCAGAUAAUUCAUUCAGUUGCCCAUGAAUUGUUACUUUUUUUCUCUCAUUCUCUUUUCAUGCCCCAGGCCAGUGAGUUGAGGUAUAGUCCAUAGAAACUAUAUGGAUGAAUCUAGUCUAAUUAUAUGGAAAAUUUAUCUUAAAAAUAAUAAAACUCAUCAAGUGUCACCAAGUGUGAAAAUAAAAAGAAAAUUUACUAAUCUGUCAGUUUUAUAGUCCAGUCCAUUUGUCAGGUCGGAACCAUUUCUGUUUUAAACUUUCUGACAAGUGCUGUUGUUUUGUUUGUCUGUGUGUGUUUCUAGGUAUAACUGUACCAAUACAAACAUGUUACUGCUUUGCACAAAUGUAUUUUUGUAUCUUGUUGCCAUGUACAUCUUGACUCAUGAUGUUGUGUAAAACGGAGAUAUUAAGAUUUGCAUUUGAAUGCUAUAGCUUGUCGUGAAUAAAGCGAAUAUAUAUUUC